Macadamia integrifolia is the source of this 1835-nucleotide messenger RNA. Its product is annotated as malate dehydrogenase, glyoxysomal-like. The transcript is spliced from 9 exons. Gene Ontology annotation, biological process: tricarboxylic acid cycle; malate metabolic process. Bases 621 to 1694 code for a protein of 357 amino acids. The record is from RefSeq and is a predicted model, not a curated record. NCBI's taxonomy places the organism in Eukaryota, Viridiplantae, Streptophyta, Magnoliopsida, Proteales, Proteaceae. Gene Ontology annotation, cellular component: chloroplast; cytoplasm. Gene Ontology annotation, molecular function: L-malate dehydrogenase (NAD+) activity.
CCGAUACCAUCCAUACAGAUACAAGAGAACCAUAUAAUAAAUUCCCCUUUCUAUUAUUAUCUUUCCUUACCCAGUAACCCAUUUGUCAAAAUGUCUGACUGAGAAAUGGUAUUAUCCACCGUUGAUUGAGCUUACAAGUCAGCUGCUGCCUGCGGGUAUCCCAUAGAACGGUUGAAGCCUUGGAGGGUAUGAUCAGAUGGGGGGACAAGCGCAGGCGCAAGCCAUUUGAAGCCUUUCUCCACGGAUUUUGAGGAGUCAUCAAAGAAUACUGCCAGUGACAACGACUCGGUAAGAAUAUGAAUAAUGAAUUUGGAUUUUGGACGGAUUGAUCAUCGAUCGACCGAUGAGAAGAGGAUAAAGGUAAGGUUUUGGUUUUGAGUAAUGAAAGAGAAGCUUGAAGUGCACAAAAUUUGUGAGAGCCACGUCCCACAGCCCACAAGCACAAGGAUAAGGAUAAACAAACAAGUUUCAGUUUCCACACAUCUUUAGAUCUUCACGUCAGCGUCACUUCUCGCUUUUAUUUGUGUUCUUCCUAUAAAAUUAAACAAAGGGAAGCAGUUUUCCUUGGUACCUCUGGAAACCCUCUGUCUACUGAGUUAUUGGUUCUUUGCCAGCCCACCAUGAUGCAGCCAAGUGCAGAAGCUAACCAACGUAUUGCAAGGAUCUCUGCUCAUCUACGCCCCUCAAAUCUUCAGAUGGAGGAGACUUCCAUUUUGAGGCGCGCGAAUUGCCGAGCUAAAGGUGGUGCGCCCGGAUUCAAAGUCGCAAUCUUGGGUGCAGCUGGAGGUAUCGGCCAGCCGCUUGCGUUGCUGAUGAAGAUGAAUCCACUGGUUUCAGUUCUACAUCUCUAUGAUGUUGUCAAUUCUCCCGGUGUCACGGCAGAUAUCAGUCACAUGGACACUGGUGCUGUGGUACGUGGUUUUCUGGGCCAGCAGCAACUGGAGAAUGCUCUUAUUGGCAUGGACAUUGUAAUAAUUCCUGCUGGUAUUCCCAGGAAGCCAGGGAUGACUCGGGAUGACCUUUUCAAAAUCAACGCUGGAAUUGUCAAGACCCUCUGUGAAGGGAUAGCUAAGUGCUGCCCUCGGGCCAUUGUCAACUUGAUCAGUAAUCCUGUCAACUCUACCAUUCCGAUUGCAGCAGAGGUGUUUAAGAGUGCUGGUACAUAUGAUCCUAAGCGACUUCUGGGAGUCACAACGCUUGAUGUUGUGAGAGCCAAUACUUUUGUGGCAGAAGUUCUAGGAAUUAAUCCCAGGGAUGUUGAUGUUCCAGUUGUUGGGGGCCAUGCUGGAGUUACAAUUUUACCCCUUCUGUCACAGGUUAAACCUCCAUGCUCGUUCACCCAAGAGGAAAUUUAUUGCUUAACAGACCGGAUUCAGAAUGGUGGGACAGAAGUUGUUGAGGCAAAAGCUGGGACUGGCUCUGCAACAUUGUCAAUGGCAUAUGCUGCUGCUAAGUUUGCAGAUGCAUGCCUACGUGGCUUGAGAGGAGACGCAGACGUUGUGGAAUGCUCUUUUGUGGCUUCCCAGGUGACAGAACUACCUUUCUUUGCAUCCAAGGUACGACUUGGUCGUACUGGAGCUGAGGAGAUCUUCCCUCUCGGGCCCGUGAAUGAAUACGAGAGGGCUGGUUUGGAGAAGGCAAAGAAAGAGUUGCUAGGAAGCAUUGAAAAGGGGAUUUCUUUUGUUAGGAAAUAGAUCAAUUACCAAAUAGUAUUGUUGUCUUGGAAAUUCUCUCACCUCUGAUAGGAUAAGUAUGCAAGUCCUGUAAGUUUUUCAACUGCCUUUUGUAAACCACAAUUCCCUAUAAAUAAGCUUUCUCCUGAUCCCAAAUCAAAA